This is a messenger RNA of Penicillium lagena, 2007 nucleotides long. Its product is annotated as sodium:solute symporter family protein. Bases 1 to 2007 code for a protein of 668 amino acids. Gene Ontology annotation, molecular function: urea transmembrane transporter activity. The record is from RefSeq and is a predicted model, not a curated record. NCBI's taxonomy places the organism in Eukaryota, Fungi, Ascomycota, Eurotiomycetes, Eurotiales, Aspergillaceae. Gene Ontology annotation, cellular component: plasma membrane. The transcript is spliced from 4 exons. Gene Ontology annotation, biological process: urea transmembrane transport.
AUGGCUUCCACCACAGUAUUCCCCCAGGGCGUGGGAUAUGGAAUCGUCGUCGGCAUCGGCUUCUUCUUCGCCCUUCUCAUGAUGUUCAUGUCUUAUAUUCAGAACAAAUACACGAAAUACUCUACUCACACCAGCGAAGAGUUCAACACUGCAAGCCGGAGUGUCAAGCCAGGUUUGAUUGCGAGCAGUGUGGUCUCGGCGUGGACAUGGGCUGCGACCCUUUUGCAGAGCAGCACCGUCGCCUACGAGUACGGCAUUGCCGGUCCCUUCUGGAUCUUCAUGUUUUCCGUGCUGGCAUGCAAGGUCAAGCAGAAUGCCCCCUACUGUCACACCUUCUUGGAGAUCAUUUACCAUCGAUACGGCAAGGCGACCCAUAUCGUCUUCAUCUCAUUUGCGCUGUUGACCAACGUGCUGGUCGCCAGCCAGCUGCUGCUCGGCGGCAGUGCCGUCGUGACGGCACUGACUGGCAUGAAUGUCUAUGCGGCCGUGUUCUUGAUCCCCUUGGGCGUCUGUGCCUAUGUCGUCCUUGGUGGCCUCCGUGCAACGUUUCUAUGUGACUAUUCGCAUACGGUCAUCAUGCUGUCCAUUAUACUGUACUUCAUGUUCUCCGUUUACUCGACCAAUGAGCUCAUCGGCUCCCCCACGAAGAUGUUCGAGCUUCUGCAAAAGGCCGCACUUGAAAGACCAGUCAGUGGUAACACGGACGGCUCCUAUCUCACUAUGAAGUCCAAUUACGCCCUGAUUUUUGGCGUGAUCCAGCUAUGCUCUGGCUUAGGCACCGUGUUUCUUGAUCAGGGAUACUGGCAGCGAGCUAUUGCCAGCCGUCCAACAACGGCCGUACGGGCCUAUAUCCUGGGAGGAAUGGCAUGGUUUGCCGUUCCCUUUGGGUUUGCCACGACGCUGGGUCUGUGUGCGGUCGCUUUGACUGGCAAUCCUCGGUUUCCAACAUACCCCAGCCCAAUGUCGGAAUCACAGGUCUCGUCGGGAUUGUCCGCGCCGUUUGCGGCCACCGCGCUACUCGGCAAGAGUGGCGCGGGUGCCUUGUUGUUGACACUCUUCAUGGCGGUCACGUCGUCUGCGUCGUCGGAGCUCAUCGCUGUGUCGUCCAUCCUUACAUUUGACAUCUACAAAACCUAUGUCAAACCGUCAGCCACUCCUGAGCGGCUCAUCUUCGUCUCGCACGCCAUGAUCUGUGUCUUUGGACUAGUCAUGGCUACCUUCGCCUGUAUCUGGAACGCCAUCGGCAUCGACCUUGGCUGGCUGUUCUUGACGAUGGGUCUCCUCAUCGGCGGCGCCGUUUUCCCCGCCGCUUUUGCCGUCACCUGGAAGGGCCAGACUCGUUUGGGUGCCAUGUCUGGUGCAAUUGGCGGCUGUAUCGCCGGCGUGACCGCCUGGCUGGUCGAGGCCAAGGUGUACUACGGCGAACUGACGAUUGCCAGCACGGGCAGUUCCUAUCCGACGCUCGCGGGAAACCUGGCCGCUGUCAUGACCGGCCUGAUCCUUUCGGUUACGAUAUCGCUGAACAAGCCCGACGACUUCGACUGGCAAAUCACCCGCUCCAUCAAUAUGGACAUGCCCAAGACCGCCGAAACGCUCGUCGCGCGGAACGACGUUGGGCCGGUCUCUGAGAAGAACGUCGCUGUGGCGUCUCCUCCGGUUGACCCCACCGAGGACAAGAAGACGGCUAGCAACGAUGUCGAAGAUCCCAUUUGUGACGACAAGGGAAAGCGAGAAGAUGAAGGUGUGAUUGAAGAUCCUAAGAGAUUGAAGAGUACCUUCAUAGUCGCACUCAUCUCGACGGUAGUGCUGUCUUUUAUCAUGGAUAUCCUAAUCCCCAUCCCUAUGUUCUUGUCACACUACGUCUUUUCGGAGAAAUUCUUCACUGGCUGGGUGGUCAUUACGUUCAUCUGGGUGUUCGGAUCCCUGACAAUUUGCGGCUUCCUCCCUGUCUUUGAGGUGAGAGUCUUCUUCAUGCAGCUGCUGAGAUCCGGCAAGAAGAGCUCAUGA